GCUGCUCGCUCACCCUUGCUGCGUUUUGUCGGUAAUAGUCCUAACACCGUCGCUCUUUCAUUUCUAUUCAUAUUCCUGCGGGAUGGACUACGACAGAAAAUCAACAGUCUCGUCCUUCUAUGGCGCUCGCCGCUCGACAGACGUCCUGAAUGCAAAUCCACCGGCAACAGGCCGCGGUGGCCAAUACGCAGCGCCGUCAACCCGCCCCCGUGUCGACUCAGCAUCAUCAUUCUAUGCUGAUCGUCAGUCCAGACCUUCUCACGACGUUCUCAGCCACCAGGGCCAGUCUGCAGGAUAUAACGCUUCUUCGUUUUUUGAUGUUGGCCGUCAGGAACCAGUGAAAGGGGGUGCAGACGAGCAAGAGGAGGAAGAAGAAGAAGAAGAGGGAGAGCCUCAAGCGGACUCUUGGGACAUUUAUGCUGACUUUAACAACGUGGGACCUCGGUAUAGCACAGCGUUCGGUGUCGGUCAGCGGCAGACCCAGGAUUCCAACUACCACCAACUCCCGUCGUCGAUCCCGAAAGCUGCACCAAAAUCCGAAGUGGACGUAGAAAGUGCACUCGCCCCUGUUGAGUUGGUCACCGUUCCAGCGUUGGGUCCCGAAUGGCAGCGCUCGGAACUCAAGAGCAUGACCAAGUCUGGGAAGCGAGAACUCAAAGGAGCAGAGAGGAAGGCCAAAUGGAAAGCUUGGAACCGUGGCGAUAUCGGUCUCUUUGGCACAAAAUGGUUUACAAAAAAAUUCCUUGUCUUCUCCGUGUUUGGAUUAUGCGUGCUGAUUGGCAUUACACUCGCAAUUACCAUCCCCCGAGUACCAGCGAUCACCUUCAGCGGAUCAAGCGCUCUUACACAGGAAUCGGGUUCCUUCAAUGAUUCGAUCCCGACCGAAUUCUCGCGUUCCCCUGCCAACUUCUCCUUUCCUGCUUACGCUAAUGUUCAGGUCGACACAACUAGCAACAUCAUCCCUCUCACCUUCAACUCCAUUGGCGCAGAAGUAUGGUACACGAGCACGAGCAUGCAGGUCGCAACAGGAUACUUUGGAAAAAAGACUCUUCCAGCCAAAUCCUUCCCUGUCAUCCAGAUACCUCUCAACUUCUCAUAUGUAGCCACUAACGACUCAGAUCCCACCUGGGUCGCGUGGUAUGAUGCAUGUAGAAACUCUGCAAUCGAUCAGAAUGGCGUUCGACCUGGUGUCAACUUUGAGCUUAUCCUUACAAUGGACAUCGCAGGGUUACCCACGACCCAAACUGCUUCCGCGCAAGCGGCCAAUGCGGACUGUCCUUUCGAACUUCCUGUUAACAGUCAAUAGGAUUCUUCCGUAAGCAUUCGGCACUCUACUUGCCCAUAGUCCCUUCUCUCUCCCUUCUACCACCUCUCAUUUUGUCAUGUCAUCUUGUUCUUUUUUCGGGGAUAUUCAUUGUUUAUCUGCCUACAAUAUGCUAAUAUUCAUUGGACAACUUCAAAUUCGACGGACUUCAAUCGACCGCAUAGUUUUGCUGCGUGCAUUUGCGCACUCUGACUGUCUCGCUAAUGUCACUGUAUGGGAAGCACUUUCCGCUAUCUACCAACUAGCAGCAAUUCACACAGAUCAAGUUGCAAG
Messenger RNA from Pisolithus orientalis, 1597 nucleotides. RefSeq lists its product as uncharacterized. Lineage: Eukaryota; Fungi; Basidiomycota; Agaricomycetes; Boletales; Pisolithaceae. The record is from RefSeq and is a predicted model, not a curated record. The transcript has 4 exons. The coding region runs from base 83 to 1306 and encodes 407 amino acids.